Messenger RNA from Podarcis raffonei (Aeolian wall lizard), 2967 nucleotides. It is a transcript of the gene ZNF395, whose product is annotated as zinc finger protein 395. Gene Ontology annotation, biological process: regulation of transcription by RNA polymerase II. NCBI's taxonomy places the organism in Eukaryota, Metazoa, Chordata, Lepidosauria, Squamata, Lacertidae. The record is from RefSeq and is a predicted model, not a curated record. Gene Ontology annotation, cellular component: nucleus. The coding region runs from base 240 to 1844 and encodes 534 amino acids. Gene Ontology annotation, molecular function: RNA polymerase II cis-regulatory region sequence-specific DNA binding; DNA-binding transcription factor activity. The transcript is spliced from 10 exons.
UUGAACCCGGCCGGCAAAGGAGGCGGAGGAGGCGGCGAGAAGGAAAGCCCGGCGCCCCGGAGCACGUGGAGGAGCCGAGCGCGCUCCGGGGAUCGGUGGCUGUGCGCCGGCUCCCGUGCGCCCUGGUGCGCUCCCGGUUGCGCACCCAGAGGCUGCGGUGAUGGGCGCGGCGACCCUUGCGAGGAGGAUCCGCUAGGAGAGGACCCCGCAGCGGCUCGGAGGCGAAGAGCGGGUCCGAGAUGGCGAGUGUUCUCUCCAGGAGGCUGGGGAAGCGGUCCCUGCUGGGCGCCCGAAUUUCCGCUCCCCCCUUGCUGGGGGACGGGGUGCUGAUGAUGGCCCCGCUCCCUCCCUUGCAGACGGAGCACCCCAAAGAGUCUCCUCGUCUGGCUUCGUGUGAAGACGGACGCUUCAAAGAGCCCGUCGGAGACUCUGGUAGUCAGGGCCAGAACUGGCCACUCCUGCAACCAGGCCAAAAGGUCUACGUCUUCUACAAAGGGCAAGAGGCCCCCGGCUUGGUGGAACACCACGACCUCUUCAGCAACGAGGUGAAGGUGCUUCUUCUGGAGCAGGGCUUCUACGUCUGCCGGAAAGCCGAGGAAGUGAGGCUGGCAAACAUCCAGGCCUUGCCUCUCCCAGCCCUGGAGAUGGACCUCGGGUCUCCUGCCACGACAGGCUACGACGCCGUCCCAGUGGCCAUGGACCACGGACCAACCAUGGAAGCAGCUGCCGCGGCAGCACCAGGACCCAGGUCGGUCUCCCGGAGCAUCGACGUGCCAAAAAGGAAAUCGGAUGCUGCUGCUGUGGAGAUGGACGAGAUGAUGGCAGCCAUGGUCUUGACCAGCUUAUCCUGCAGCCCCGUGGUCCAGAGCCCCCCGAAUGGUGAUGCUGGCAUCCCAGCAUCCCAAGCAGUGGGCGAUGUGUGGAAGGAAAGCGGAGACAUGUCGGACGGGGGCAGCAGCAGCACCAGUGGGCACUGGAGCUGUAUGUCAACCCCGUCUCCUCCCCACUCCGAGGCCAGCCCCAAGUACUCGAGCGAAGCCUUCAGUUCUCCCCGGCCGGACGACGGCUUUGAGACGGACUUGGACCCCUUCCUCUUUGAUGAACCUGCUCCCCGGAAGAGAAAGAAUUCUGUGAAGGUGAUGUACACCUGCCUGUGGCCCAGCUGCGGAAAAGUCCUUCGCUCCAUCGUGGGGAUCAAGAGGCACGUGAAGACCCAGCACUUGGGAGACGGCGCCAAUUCUGACCAGCGGAAGAGGGAAGAGGAUUUCUACUACACGGAAAUGCAAGUGAAGGAUGAGGCGCCCCCAGAACCCGCAGCGGCCGUCUCCAGCCCCACCGCCACCUCUGCGGGGGCUUCUUCUCCCAUCGCCAUCCAGCAGACUCCAUCGCAGCCAGAAGCUCUCAUCCUGGACCAAGCAGUCCCGCCAGAGCAUCACCUGUCAAGCAGCGCCCUCAGCCAGUCGGCUCCUAGCUCCUUCUGGCACAUCCAAGCCGACCAUGCGUAUCAGGCUCUGCCGUCCAUCCAGAUCCCAGUAUCCCCGCACAUAUUCACCAGUAUCAGCUGGGCUGCUGCGACAUCUACCAUCCCCACCCUCUCGCCGGUGCGAAGCCGGUCCCUGAGUUUCAGCGAGCAGCAGCCUCCGCCGCCGCUGCCUCCUCCUCCUCCUCCGCCACCUGUCUUGAAAUCCCACCUGAUUGUCACGUCUCCUCUGCGGGCACCCAGCAGCUCAAGGAAAGUCCGCGGCGAAGCCAAGAAGUGCCGUAAGGUCUACGGCAUCGAGCACCGCGACCAGUGGUGCACCGCCUGCCGGUGGAAAAAGGCCUGCCAGCGAUUCCUGGACUGAGCGCAUGCAAGUUUCCCAAGGUGGAGGGAGCAAUUCUCUCUCUCGCUGCCAGCCAAGCGCCAAGGGGCCAGACCUCUGCAUUUUUGCAGCGUCCGCGCCCUUGGAAGCCUCUCUCCCCGUGCUUCAGCGGAGAUCUCGAGAGCCCAUCCUGGGCUCCGUAUAUUCUACGUCCGGCAGGUUUUUUUUCUUCCUAAUUUUCAGUGUUUUGUGGGAAUGUUCGUUUUUUUAAAACACAUUUUUUCCUCCCCUUUUUAAACACACACACACAAACACAGCGCCUCCCUUUCUAUUUGUAAAUAAGAGGUGCGAAGCGGGGAGGAGAGAGAGUUUUUGGCUUGGUGUAGCUUAACAGACUUGUUUCUCGGUGUGCCCAGGGACCAAAGAACCCUUUUUCCUGAACUGUUCCCUCCAAACGUGGUUGGCUGAGUGUUUGGGUCGGUGGUUGCAAUAUGGAGAGCAUAGGAGCAUCCCUUAUCUAAACCCAAAACGGGAGGGUGCUGGGUCCAUCAGCUGAAGGAGGAAGGGGCGUGGCUGACUUCCUGUGGACUCCGCCAGCAUGCUGUCUCCCCCUUCUGGUGCCUGGGAGGAAUUACACGCUUGCACCCAAGCCCUGGGUUUUCCCCCUUCCUUUUAAACAUUACGCUGUCAAAAGAACAAUCAUUGCAUCAAGCUACAAUCCAGCGAAUGCUCGUUUCGUUUUCUAAAACCGAAGUGGAAGGAACCUGGCUAUAUUACUUUGCUUUAUGCUUUCAUUCCUCCAUUUUAUACCUAAAAUUUAAUGUGCAAAACAGCACUGGGCCACCUGAGUAUUUCUCGUGUGGCUUCAGUUGCCCCCUGCCUCAAAGGCCAGACCCGGCGUUACCCGAGGGAGGAAAUAAUAUUUUUGCUUAAUGAUGGGCUUGCUGAUCAAGACCAUUGGGUGGUUUUGUGGGUGCUCUGGUCUGAGCUGGAGCGAGCAAAAGUCAUGGGUGCCAGGGCAUAAACGCCAUUAUCGUGGCCUUCCCCAACGUGGCCCCCCUGGCAAUGUUUUGGGCUGGCUGGGGCUGAUGGGAGUUGUAGUCCGAAACACUGGCAGGGUGUCCGGUCACGGAAUUUGCUUCCUUCCUUCCUCUUCAAGGUCAGA